Molecule: messenger RNA, 1574 nt
Organism: Gracilinanus agilis (Agile Gracile Mouse Opossum)
Lineage: Eukaryota; Metazoa; Chordata; Mammalia; Didelphimorphia; Didelphidae
Gene: TMEM125
Product: transmembrane protein 125
Exons: 1
Coding region: 383-1069 (228 amino acids)
Source: RefSeq, a predicted model, not a curated record
GAAAGAUGGAUGGAGGAGAGGGUCUGCUGGGAGAAUAGGAGAGGGGCAUUGCUGGAAAGGAGGAAUUGUCAAAGGACCCCAGGGAGGGGUGCUGGAGAAAGGAUAACAGAGAUCUUCCUAGGAAAGAUAAUCUGGAGGAAGAGGGUAUCUUUCAGGAGCAGCAAGCAAGGAUCUCAACUAUGUCUCUGUCCUCUUAGGUGACAAUGUCUUUGCUGUGGAUUAUGUGGAGGGACUAGACCCCCAGGGUCUAGGCCAGCUGUGGGGCAGGAGGCAGCCAUGAGGCUAAGCCCUUGAAGCCCCUGUGACUCCCCCUCUGUCUCCCAGAACUCUCCUACCCUGGUCCUCUCUAGCUCCAGCCUAGCCCCCAUUACAGCUGCAGCAGAUGGCUCAGUUGGAAGCUUCCCCUGGCCUGCAGCAGCAGGGGAUGACCAUGCCCAUGGCUGGAGCCCCUGAUGCUCUGGAGGAGCACGUGGAACUAUGGUGGUCUCAGGAGCCCCGGCGUGCUGCUCUCUGUUUCUCUGUGGCUGUGGCACUCGUGGCUGGCUGUGGAGCUGGAGGGGUGGCCCUGCUCUACUCCACCAGCAGCCGCUCUGGUGAGUGGCGCCUCGCCAUGGGCACUGUGCUCUGCCUGUUGGCCCUGCUGGUGCUGGUGAAGCAGCUGCUGGGCUCAGCCGUGCAGGACAUGAACUGUAUCAGGCAGCCCCAACACGUGGCCCUAUUGCGCAGUGGGGGAGGAGCAGACAGUCUCGUGGUCCUGGUCAGUGGCCUGGUGCUGCUGGUCAGUGGCCUAGUGCUGGCUGGCCUAGCUGCUUCCCCCGCCACUGGUCCUGGCCCCAGCCCCAGCCCAGCCAGACCCCUGGCCACCAUGCUAACUGCGGGCAUUGUCCUGAGUGUGGUGGGGGCUCUUCUGCUAUUGGGACUGCUGCUGUACCAAGCGGGCAUGGGAGGCCGCUGCCUCCUGCCUGCCACAACUAUGGGCUCAGGUCGAGGCCGGGGACUAGGAAGCAGCAGCAUCUUCAGCAUCUCCGGACGGCUUCCAACCACACCCAGCAUCGCCAACCUCCUCUGACUGACCUCGGAGCAGCUGCCUUUCCUUUGACUUUCACUGGUGACCUCUAGGUCCAACGACCAGCCUUUGGCCUCCCACCUCCAUCAGGGGCCACCUUCACCGCUUGUCUCUGCCCUUGAGCCUCCACCUUCUUCCAUCCAUCUCUGACCUCCAGGAUUUGCCUCCUCACCUGAACUCCCAUCUCCAGGACUCCCCUGAGGCCCCCAUCUCUGUCCUCCCAUUUCCCAUCAUCACUAACAGGUCUGGCUCACAUGUUAGUCCUGCUUGGGCAGUUAGAAGUUAUCUGGAAUCAGAAACCCUUUACCUGUCCUGCAGACCAUUUCUCCAUCCUUCUUGGGGAUCCCAAAACCUCCCACCUUCCAACAACCCCCGAAAAGCCGACAAACAGAAAAUCCUCCAUCCCAAGUCGGAGACUCUUUCAGAGCCCAUUAAAUGAGAAUAUUUGAGAAGCCCUUAGCACAGGACUUGGCACAAAAGGACUUAAUAAAUUCUUACUAUUCCUCCA